AUGGGAUAUGGUGGCGGAGCACUGGAUGACGGUGCUGGUUCAAGAGACAGUGGCAGGCCACCGGAUGAUGGCGCUGCUUCAAGAGAUGGUGACGGGCCACCGGAGGAUGACGUUGUUUCAAGAGAUGGGGGCGGGCCGCCAGAGGAUGGCGCUGCUUCAAGAGAUGGUGGCGGGCCGCCGGAGGAUGGCGCUGCUGGAGUGUUGGUUGCUUACAACGACGACAUUGGGUGUAUCGGGCUAUGCAGUGGUUUCGAUGGCUCACCCGUCGUCUUCUUCAUCAUGGGUGGUUAG
Lactuca virosa is the source of this 291-nucleotide messenger RNA. The record is from the annotation of a GenBank genome assembly. NCBI's taxonomy places the organism in Eukaryota, Viridiplantae, Streptophyta, Magnoliopsida, Asterales, Asteraceae.